AAACUCCUCAAGCAAUUUUCAUUUCCACCACUCUGCUCCUCCUCCCAGCGCGCACCAACCCGCCGUCAUCUACUACCACUCCGCCUCAUGGCCUCCCCCACCGCCGGCGACGCUCCCCUCGCACCAGACACGACGAUCCCCUCAGCCACUGCGGCGGCGGAUCUGGACACGGAGUUUGGGUUCCAGCGCCCGGAGCUCGGGAAGGAGAAGCUGGCCGGGACGGUGGGGUUCCACGAGCGCCACGUGUUCCUCUGCUACAAGGGCCCCGAGUUGUGGCCGUCCCACGUCGAGGCCGCCGAGUCCGACCGCCUCCCCCGCCUCCUCGCUGCCGCCAUCAAGGCCCGCAAGUCCAACCUGAAGAAGACCACCAAAUUGACCAUUUGUAAAGGAGAAGAUGGCACUGAGUCAUCAAAUGGAGAUGUGUUGAUCUUUCCAGAUAUGAUCAGAUACAAAGGGCUGACCCAUUUUGAUGUCGACAACUUUGUUGAAGAAGUACUUGUCAAAGAUACUGAGUGGCUUCCUGGAUCUCCUGAAGCUAUGAAAGGUUCCUAUGUUUUUGUUUGCUCUCAUGGAAGCAGGGACAAAAGGUGUGGUGUUUGUGGACCUGCUUUGAUUAAAAGGUUCAAGGAAGAGAUAAAUGGACUAGGCCUUGAUGGCCAGGUGGCUGUUAGUGCAUGCUCACACGUGGGAGGUCAUAAGUAUGCAGGAAAUGUCAUCAUUUUCAGUUCUGAUGCCAAGGGUGAAGUGACUGGUCAUUGGUAUGGUUAUGUUGUUCCUGAUGAUGUGCCUGUCUUGCUGCAUAAACAUAUUGGACAAGGAGAAAUUGUGGACCAUCUAUGGAGGGGUCAGAUGGGUUUAUCUGAGGAGGAGCAGAAGAAAUCUCUCGAGCUUAGGAACAUGACAAAUGGUGGAUCGAGUGCCAAAGAAUCCCUUGAAGAAACUGGAACAGAUCGUGCUUCUUGCAACCCUGCAGCAGCUGGUGGAUGCUGCCAGGGCAAUGGUGGCUUUACUUGCUGCCAAAGUGACAUGCCAAAGGAAAAACAGGAUAAGAGCAUUACAGCUGAGCAGAACCAGAAGGGCCUUGAGAAGGAGAAUGACAAAGAGAGUGGUGUCGGCAGCAAGAAGGGGCACACCAAGAUAUGCCCGAUGCCCACCUGGUUUGAGACCUGGGAGAGGGCUGACACCUAUGCCGCUCUUGCUGUUGUUGCAGCUGCUGCCUCGGUGUUUGUUGCUUUCAGAGUCUACAAGAACCUCAUUUGAGAACUUGAGAUCCUUGAAGAAACACCCAAAACAAGUAUAGUUUUUGUGCUCUACUAGAGAUCCUUGAAGAAACACCCAAAACAAGUAAAGUCUACUGCAGAAAAAGUCUGCCAUGAGAAUAAUAUACUUGCGCAUAGUAAUGCAAGGGUUAGAACUUUUUAAGUAGCUGGAGGGUUGUGAUGAAAAGUUUAACGUCUACUGUUCUCGUAUUUAACUCCAUGUGAAACUCCACUAGGACCGAAGUUUCAAUGCCUUGGCUGCUGUUUAUCUUAGCAAGGCGAUGGCAUGUGCAUCAACAUUCACUGUGAUGAUGCCAUCUUUUGUUUGGAUUUUGGAUGUUCUGGAGCAUGUGGUUUAAACGAUUUGUCAGAUUGAUUUGAAAAUAUGUUCAUUUUGCACAGA
Phragmites australis (common reed) is the source of this 1662-nucleotide messenger RNA. RefSeq lists its product as uncharacterized. The transcript is spliced from 5 exons. The record is from RefSeq and is a predicted model, not a curated record. The coding region runs from base 88 to 1260 and encodes 390 amino acids. NCBI's taxonomy places the organism in Eukaryota, Viridiplantae, Streptophyta, Magnoliopsida, Poales, Poaceae.